GUGGGCGUCGCCGAAUCUCAUCAUUUGACUUUCCCACUUGUGUGUGUGGAGCGUACUGGGGCAUACCUACCUGUCCGAGGAAGAGAGAACAUACCAGAGCACUCAGAAAGAAGCCUCACCUCUCCCCGCGGGAUAUCUUCACAGAGAGAAGCACAAGAAGAGACAGGUGUUUACGGGAGAAGAAUCCGAGUCGUCCCGCUGGCAAAAUGUUCAAGAAAAAACCCUCGAAGAGCGUGACCAUCACGCAAACGAAAAAGGCGCCCUCCUCUGAGCUGUCUGCACUGAUUGAGAAGCUGCAGAAGAAUGCUGACAAGGUGGAGAAGCUCAUCCUUGAGACGGAGCAGAACCUCAACAAGGAUGUGAGUAAGAUCAACGAGGGCAAGCAGCCUCUGUACCAGGACGACACCAACAAGCGCAUCCUAAGCUCUCUGGAGCUGCUACAAGGCCUGGAUGAGGACGCCGUCGACGCAAAACGCCUGCAGCACCCCCAGGCUGAGAUGAUAGAGCAGGA
Oncorhynchus masou masou (cherry salmon) is the source of this 511-nucleotide messenger RNA. Its product is annotated as periplakin-like. The transcript is spliced from 3 exons. Lineage: Eukaryota; Metazoa; Chordata; Actinopteri; Salmoniformes; Salmonidae. The record is from RefSeq and is a predicted model, not a curated record. The annotation marks the transcript as partial.